GAAGCUGGAAUAACUUCAGGUCAAGGUACCCUUUUGCCCACUUUACUGGAAUUCAUCGAAGGCACCCGAGUCUACCUGGAAUCAUUGAACGAACCUUCUGCGAUGGUGGUAACUAUGUUCAGUAGCAGCACCGCCACUGCCACCACCGCGUUUGGCGUCGGACACGGUGGACCUGCCGCCGUUGUGGCUCCCUCCACCUCAGUUACCGCUGUGACUGCCCCCUCCCUCCCAUCUGCUACUACCGCCGCGGUAGCCACAUCCAUGAGCUCUCCAGUCGGUACGUCUCCUGGCAGUGGACUAAUGGUCGGAGCAGUCGCGACUUGCGGUGUAUCUGGUGCACCAGCCUCCACUGUUGUUGGUGGCGCUAGCGGUGGUGCCGGCGGGAGUGGCAGCGGCAGCGGAGGUAUCGGAGCUGGUGGCGGACCUGCGGGUGUGAGUGGGGGUUCUGUGCAGAAUCCUUCAGUGGCUGCUGCUGCCACCACACCCUCAGCAACUGCUGCUGCCUCUGCAGCACCUGCGCAUGCGCCUACGGGGGUGGAUCCAAUGGUGCUGACUGAGAUGAGGCUUUACUUUUGUGUUUUUAUAAGGGAUCUCAUUCGGCACUUGCCACGUGAGCGUAGACAGCGACUCUUGCCUCCUGCGACUCGACGCAAUCUUGUUCUCCUCAUUGCACGCUGGAGUGGCUUUUACGAGCAUAUACAUAACAAUAGGUUUACAGACAUCCCCGCGACAUGGAGUAGCGCUCGUUUAUUUUUGACCGGCGUCAAAGUUCCUUUUCUACGUUCUCUUGAUUGGCACAGUAUCAGUUGUCACUAA
This is a messenger RNA of Hydatigera taeniaeformis, 816 nucleotides long. Lineage: Eukaryota; Metazoa; Platyhelminthes; Cestoda; Cyclophyllidea; Taeniidae. The record is from the annotation of a GenBank genome assembly.